GUUUAUAAAUGGCAACUAUAGCGGCUUCUCUCUUUUUGCUGCACUCUACAAAUGCCGGGUGGCUUUACAAUGUCUCAAUUUAGUUGCAAUAAGUACAGUAAGCAGGAAACGUCAUAUAACCAUUAAUAUGUUGGACUUUUACUAUAUGCUCUACUCGGCGCCCUGUCGCUCCAUUUUAAUGUUUGCCCAGGCCCUGGGAGUAGAGCUGAACAAGAAGCAGGUGGAUCUGGAUGCCGGAGAUCAUUUGAAGCCCGAGUUCCUCAAGAUAAAUCCACAGCACACGAUUCCCACACUGGUUGAUGGGGACUUUGCGCUAUGGGAAUCACGUGCUAUAUUGCUGUAUCUGGCUGAGACCUACAGCAAGGACGACGCCCUGUAUCCCAAGGAUCCGAAGCACAGAGCCGUCGUGAAUCACCGUUUGUUCUUCGACCUGGGCACAUGGUAUCAGAGCUACGUCUAUUACUACUAUCCCCAAUUGUUUGACGACGUCAAGAAGCCAGCUGAUGCUGAUCACUUAAAAAGAAUCGAUGCUGCCUUCGCCGCCUUCAACACGCUAUUAGAGGGCCUCAAUUAUGCAGCUGGCGAUAAGCUAACCCUGGCCGAUUUCGCACUCUUGGCCACCGUUUCCACCUUCGAGGUGACUGGAUACGAUUUCAGCCAGUUCGCCAAUGUGAGCAGGUGGUACGAGACAGCCAAGAAGGAGGUGCCCGGCUGGGAGGAGAACUGGGAGGGUUGCUUGUAUUACAAGAAACUGUACUUGUCGGAGCUGCAAGCCUGAAAUGUCUUGAUAUUAAAUAUAUUGUUUAUUCUUAAA
Drosophila hydei is the source of this 814-nucleotide messenger RNA. It is a transcript of the gene GstD9, whose product is annotated as glutathione S-transferase 1-1. Lineage: Eukaryota; Metazoa; Arthropoda; Insecta; Diptera; Drosophilidae. Gene Ontology annotation, molecular function: glutathione transferase activity. The transcript is spliced from 2 exons. The coding region runs from base 128 to 778 and encodes 216 amino acids. The record is from RefSeq and is a predicted model, not a curated record. Gene Ontology annotation, biological process: glutathione metabolic process.